UCCCUCCCUCCUCUCUCUCACUGGCUUCAGCUCUGCCCUCACGUGCCUCAGCCCUACCCUGGUUUCUUGGUCGUGACGCAUCUUCUUAGUGAUAUGAGGAAAUUAGCUGCCCACCUACAAUAUAAGGGUGUAGGGGGAAAUGCUUUGAUCAGAAAGACAGAGGGAGCACAAAAGCAAGCAAGUCCAGCUGGCCUUCACUUGGUUCACCCACCCACUCCAACACCUGCUUGCCCGUGCCUCAUUUUUGCUGAUCUCUGAAAGCUUCGGACCCCACUGAGCGCAGACACAGUCUCACCUCUCCUGGAGGCCACCAUGAGGCCGGUGCCCCCGGUGCUAUUCCUCACUCUGCUGGCUUUCAAUGCCCUCCAUCUCACUACAGCAGGCAACAUCCUACCGGGAGCAGCAGAGGUAGAGAAGAGAGUGCAGAAGGUGUGGGCCAGAGAGGGGAGUUCAGCUCUGCUGCCCUGCUACUUGAGCCCCAGGAAGCAUGGGAAGAGUGGGAAACAGCUGUCUGACAAGACAUCCGUGCUCUGGAAGCGGCACGGGGCAAGUGCCCCCCAGGAGCUGCAUGUGGUGCUGGAGGUGGAGUACACAGGCCUGCGGAAGAUGGCUCUGCCCAUGAGGCCGCGGGUGUCAGUCCUGGACUCUGCCUUACGCAAUGGCAAUUUCUCCCUGCGUAUCAACCCAGUCAGGAGUGACGAUGCGGGCCUGUAUGAGGCACAGGUGACCUACAACACUGAGGUCCGGAGCUGCCAGGUGGAGCUGGGGGUAGUUACAGUAACCCUCAGUCCACCCAGACCUGUGGUAGAAAAUGAGCCACUUUUGCUGAGCUGCAACUCUAGUCACCAGGCCAGUUUGGUGGAGACAUGCUGGUUCCACAAUGGGCACCCAGUCCUCACCUCUGGGGCCUUCUGCUCCUUGCAUGGGGCUCUCUGCAUCCUCCGGCCCACCGUGAGUGACUCAGGAUCCUGGCACUGCCAGCUCAGAUACGCCGAUAAUGAGAUUGUUUCUGCCACACAUGACCUGCAAAUUCUAGGUUUCGACGGCCCAACCAAUCCUGUGGUCUAUGCUGCAGCUGGCUCUGCAGCUGACCUGCCAUGCAGCCUGAACUACCUGCCCAGUACCUUUGGGAUCCAUGUGGUGAAAGCCCACUGGAGCCACUUUGCAGGAGGACACUUGCAGAACUGGAGCAUCUUGCAGAACCAGAGCAGCAGAAGCUUCCCCCUUCAUCUCCCUGUGGUGGGGCGAGGUGAUGCAGGGCGGUAUCACUGUGCUGUCACUGUUGGCAACAAGGUGCUCAGCAGGGACAUGACCUUGGCAGUAAUAACAGUCACCUCAAGCAUCCAAGGACCAGUUUCCGAGGGAUCUCAUUUGCUGCUCAUCUGCAGCCUUACACACCCCCAGGGACAUGAACAUUUCCAGUGGAAGCACCUCAGUUCUGCCCCUGCUGACAAAAAGCUGACUGUGGCCACCUCCCACAACCUGAAGGACCGCAGAGUCCAGACUGGCCCUAACUUGGAAAUACCCCAAGUGUCACAAAAGGAUGUGGGCAUCUGGGAAUGCAGUGUAUAUGGCCCAGAAGGCAGACUAGGAGCAGUGGAGUAUGGACUGCAGAUCACAGGUGCCCAGGUCUCCAGCCCUCCCACCAUCUUCAGUGGUCAGGUUACUUUUGGGCUCAUGCUCACCCUCUUCUUCCUGCUUAUGGUCUGUGUUCUGGCUCUGGGGCUGCAAAAAAGGGUGCGUCUUCCAGCUUCCUUCCCAGCACUGGAACGGAUGGUUGCAAUCACUGUGCCAAAGGAAAUGGAAGAGAACCAGAAAGAGACAACCCAGCAGACUGAGUGUUGACUGGAGCAGGGGCACCAGGCCUGGUCUGCAUGGGAGGAUGAAGCUCUGUGUGCUGUGCUGAAAAGAGAUGGGCACAUGCAGAACUCUGAGGAGGGUCUAGGGAUGGCACAAGCAUUUCAGGAGGCCAUGGGAGCUCUGCACCUGCAGAAGGGCUGGGAAUUGUACACCAAGACAAGAUGAAAGCCACCACUGCAAUAAGGGGGCAGGCAGCACAAAUGCUUUGGAGCUGUUGGAAGUAUUUGAGCCAGCAGCCAUCGCCUGCUUCAGUUUCACUUCUCUCUCCCAGCCCUCGCCCCUCCUUCAUGCCCUCUCCACCAGCCUUUCUCUGCUGGGCACCCAAAUGCAGGAGGCAGCUGGAGCCCAGCUCCCCAGAAGCCAGUUGGUGUUUCCUCCCCAUGCCCAGUUUCUUCUCCCACUCCCUGCACUGCCCUGCUCCUGCGCUCAUUCAGUGGCAGAAGGACUGCACAUAUUACACAUUUUAAGCAUUUUAUUUUAUUAGAAAAUCAUUCGAGAAUGUAAAAUAAAUGUCCAUCAAAAAGCUCUGGUCCCUUUGUAUGUUUGCAGAGGAUGCCUCCUGAUGGUGCUGGGCGUAUCUCAGUCUGCGUGAAGCAGCUUCUAAGGACUUUGCUGCCUUUUCUUUCUCUUUCAGUUUGGCUUUGCUGAAGUUGACUGUUAAUUUCUGACAUUUUGAUGGUGGGAAAGGGGAAAUUAAACACCACUAGAGAAGAAAGAAUUGUAGAUUCAGCCUCUCAUUUUUGCUGUGAUUCAGUGUCUUUUGGUAUUGUUUUUUUAUUCCUGUCUGGCUCUUCCUGUUUGUUGAUUUAUUUAUUUCUUCUCUUAGUUCUCAGAUUUUCCUGAUAGAUCUCUCAUUGAUGCUAGGACUCUCUGACACUCUCCUCAGGCUCAGGACGUACUUACUAAAUGUAGGAGUGAGUCCACCGAGUCCCAUUUCCCAUGAUCCUUAGUAUGUUUAGUUUUAGCCUGAUUAGAGAAUUUUUCUCACCUCAAGCGCCCCACACAAUUUGCUCUCUCUUCUCAUCUGUAGCAGGAUGCUUUCUCACCCUGUAGCUGACACUGCCUCUUACUAGCCUGGAUAUUCUCAUUGCUCAGACGUGUGCCUGGACCCUCUUUAAAUCUCACUGUUUUCCUGUACUCU
This is a messenger RNA of Numida meleagris (helmeted guineafowl), 3001 nucleotides long. RefSeq names its product lymphocyte activating 3 (gene LAG3). Gene Ontology annotation, cellular component: membrane raft; external side of plasma membrane. The coding region runs from base 313 to 1845 and encodes 510 amino acids. Lineage: Eukaryota; Metazoa; Chordata; Aves; Galliformes; Numididae. The record is from RefSeq and is a predicted model, not a curated record. The transcript is spliced from 8 exons. Gene Ontology annotation, biological process: positive regulation of ERK1 and ERK2 cascade; interleukin-15-mediated signaling pathway; T cell activation. Gene Ontology annotation, molecular function: MHC class II protein binding; protein tyrosine kinase binding.